Molecule: messenger RNA, 1832 nt
Organism: Olea europaea var. sylvestris
Lineage: Eukaryota; Viridiplantae; Streptophyta; Magnoliopsida; Lamiales; Oleaceae
Product: tryptophan aminotransferase-related protein 2-like
Exons: 6
Coding region: 414-1712 (432 amino acids)
Biological process (GO): amino acid metabolic process
Molecular function (GO): transaminase activity; carbon-sulfur lyase activity
Source: RefSeq, a predicted model, not a curated record
GCCAAGAAAAUUUUUGCAAUUCAAGAAGAAAAAAGGUGGAAAAUGAAAAAUCCCCCCAUUCAAACAAGCCCUAAAAGAUUCAAAAAAGAGCACUAGUGGAAGAGAGGAGCCAACAGAACGCACAGCACAUAACUCUAUAUAGUACUUCAAGAAAGGGAAAAGGGAAUGAACAUACGCAACACUGCACAAGGACAGCCCAAAGUGCAGCCUUUCACUGAGAGAGAGAGAGAGAGCUCGCAACUGAACACUGAAUGCAUAUUCUAUUAUAUAUAUUUGUAUAGAAAAACUGUACCCCAUUAGACUCGUUUUCAGGUUCUUGAAAAUGGUUUCCAGCCAAUGUGAUCAAAAGGGUUAUUAGAUUCUCUACCCUAUUUUCUGUAUUCUAGAUUCUACUGCUGGUUUGUGAGUUAAAAAUGGAGUUGAGAACAAUGAUUUUGGGGCAUUUUUUGGUGAUUUCUUUGGCCUUGAAUGUGGGAUUCUUAUACAGAGAUUACUGGAAGGGAAAUCAUCAUUAUCAAGAAUUUUUCAGCUUCAAGAACGAGUAUAAAAAUGCUUUCGUGACUCUUCUUGAAGCAUCACCACAGCCAUUUUCUUCUUCUUCAAAAGGUUUUGAUGGUAUUAUCGAUCUUGAUCAUGGCGAUCCAACAAUGUAUGAGAGAUAUUGGCUGCAGAUGGGAGAUAAAACUACAGUUGUGAUUAAUGGCUGGCAAUUCAUAAGUUAUUUUUCUGAUGUCAGAAAAGUUUGCUGGUUUUUGGAGCCGGAAUUUGCCAAUGCUAUUAUUAGGUUGCACAAAUUAGUCGGAAAUGCCAUUACUGAAGAGCGCUACAUUGUUGUCGGGACGGGUUCUACACAACUCUUCCAGGCCUUGUUGUAUGCUGUCUCUCCACCUAAUUCUUCCAAGCCAAUCAGUGUGGUAUCUGCUGCACCAUUUUACUCGUCAUACCCUUUGAUUACCGACUUUCUGGAGUCUGGACUCCACAAAUGGGCAGGCGAUGCUUACACAUUCAGCAAAGACGAGCCAUAUAUUGAACUAGUGACGUCUCCAAAUAACCCCGAUGGCUUUCCAAGACAAGCUGUAGUCAAUCGAAGUCAAGGAAUACUGAUUCACGAUUUUGCUUACUACUGGCCACAGUACAUUCCAAUCUCUUCUCCUGCAGAUCACGAUAUCAUGUUAUUUACGGUCUCCAAGAGCACUGGCCAUGCUGGAACACGCAUUGGUUGGGCUCUUGUUAAAGACAGAGAGAUUGCGAAGAAAAUGACUGAAUUUAUCAUGCUUAGCACCAUAGGCGUGUCCAAAGAUUCUCAAAUUCGCGCAGCAAAAAUCUUGCAAGUUGUAUCCGACAGCCACCAAUAUAAAAGCAACUUCAAAGAAGGCCAAGCCUUCUUCGAACAUAGCUACAACAACAUGGCAAGGAGGUGGAAACAACUUAGAGAUGCCGUGAAUAUGAGCAAGCUCUUUAGUUUGCCUGAUUUCCCCUCUAGCUCGUGCACCUUUAGUGGCCGCACUUUUGGAUCACUUCCUGCUUUUGCUUGGCUCAAAUGUGAAGGAGAAAUCGAUGAUUGUGAAAGCUUUCUUCGUGGUCACAAGAUAUUAACUAGAGGUGGAAAGCAUUUUGGCAGCAGUGGAAAGUACGUUAGAAUCAGCAUGUUACCUCGUGAUGAAACAUUUGAUCAAUUUACUGAGAGAUUGUCUAGUAUUAAAUCUUCGUAGUUCUUGAUUAUGUUUAUUUUCGUAGAAAAUUAGGCAUACGGUAUUUGGCAAAACAAAUAUUUUCCAUGAUAUCUAUCUAUAAUUUGUAGUUUUUGAAAUCAUUCUUUAUUGAUCUGUUUA